Molecule: messenger RNA, 2223 nt
Organism: Zingiber officinale
Lineage: Eukaryota; Viridiplantae; Streptophyta; Magnoliopsida; Zingiberales; Zingiberaceae
Product: IRK-interacting protein-like
Exons: 2
Coding region: 288-2048 (586 amino acids)
Source: RefSeq, a predicted model, not a curated record
GCCAUCUUCCACUUUCAGUGCUCAUUCAUUUUUCUGAGCAUUAAAGAAAAGGCAAAAGAGAUUCUUUAGCACUCUUCUCAGCUUCCUCCUCCCUCCUAGAUUUUUAUUUCCUUUUAACCAAAGCUGGGAUUUGCUUUCUUCCCCAUCUGUCUCUUUCUCUCUCUUUUUUCUCUCCUUCCAUCUCUCUCUUGAGUAUUCUCCUUUUGACAUGAUCACUUCGCUGCUUCCUCCCCACACCCCAUCCACUGAGCUCAAUCCCACCCAUGCCCUGAAAGAUCCUUAGCGCCAUGGACCUGCCGGGUGGUGAUGGUGGCUGCUCCUCCCAGGCCCAUGGGAUCCGCAGACAGGACAUCCAGGCAGCGAUGCUUAAGGCGGCAGAGCUGAGGGCUCUCCACGCAGCGCUGCUCCAAGGGGGCUCCGGCGGUAGCCCCACAGUCGCGAUGCUGGCUGCGGGCGGUUCCCAUUCAGUUCCCCAUGCCGCCACCCAGCUGUCGGUACAGGAAGAUUACCCUGUCUUUACGCCGAGUUAUGAAGGGGAUCCCCUUCCUGGAUACGACUGUCCUCAUCCAGAGAAUAGAAGUUUAUCACAAACAUGGAAUGCCAUUAGUAUGGAAGGAGAAAGAAAAAUUAAUGAAGCAGUUGCCUAUGAUACUAAAAGCCUGAACAAUGAACCACAGGUUUCCUCUAUAGUUGAGCUAAUAUCGAAGAGAACUUCAAGCAUCAACCGCAUGCUGCAAGUUCAAAUUCCAGAAGCCAAUAGUUUGAAGUCCUUGAGUGGAAGAACAGGUUCAGGUGAAUGCAGUACUACCGCAAUGCAGGACACAUGCAAGCAGGAAACUUCAUUGGAGAUGGAUGCAGAUCGAAAAAAACUCAAAAACACAAAAGGAAUGGUUGCAUCAUGGAAACCAGAACAAUCUGAGAAAAUGCACCCAAAACACAGAGGUCUGGUUCUUUCCUGGUUAUUCCCAAAAUCAAGAAAAACAAACAAACCAGAGAAUACGUCCCAACUUCCUAAAAUCUUUGAAAUGUCACCCAGAACAGUGAAAUCAGAGGAUACGUCCCAACUGCUGAAAGAAUGGGGAGUUCUUUCGCUAGAAUCACUCAAGAAGGAGCUCAUGGUGGCCAAUGAAAAUAAGGAUGCUGCACUGGCAGAAGUUUCGGCAAUGCGAUGCUCAUUGGGUGAACUGCAACAGAAGCUGGUCAGUUUAGAAGCAUACUGCAAAGAGCUGAAUAAGGCCUUGAAGCAGGCUUCGCAUGCCAAGAGCACCCUGGUUCAGGACAAGCCCAACUUGUCAAAGAGAUCCACUGGCAGCAAAAGAGAGAAUAUGAUGCCCGUGAGUGAAGAGGUAAUGCUGGAGGGCUUCUUGCAGAUCGUAUCGGAAGCAAGGCUUUCUGUCAAGCAGUUUUGCAAGACGCUCAUCCAACAGAUCAAAGAAACUGAUGAUGAUUUGUCAGACAAAAUAAAUUUGCUUCUGCAACCACAUCAUCUGAUGUUAAAUAGCAAGUACUUAAAAGGAGUAAUUUACCACUUGGAAGCGCUUGUAAAUCAAUGUCUAUAUCAGGAUUUUGAGAACUGCGUGUUCCGUAAGAAUGGAUCGCCAAAGUUGCUUGAUCCUCAACGAGAGUGUCAAGAGAACUUCUCAUCUUUUGUUGCCCUUCGGAAUUUGAGCUGGAACGAGGUCGUGCAAAAGGGGGCCAAGGUUUAUAGUGAAGACUUCAGCAAGUUUUGUGAUCAAAAGAUGGGCUGCAUUAGUACCAUGCUGAAUUGGUCAAGACCAUGGCCUGAAGAGCUUCUCCAGUGCUUCUUCAUUGCUGCCAAAUGCAUUUGGUUGCUCCAUUUGCUUGCCUUUUCCUUCAGCCCACCUCUGACUAUCUUGCGGGUUGAGGAAGAUCGCAACUUUGAUCCUAUCUACAUGGAGGAUAUUCCCUUAGAGAGGCACAAAGCACAGGGCCCUGCUCGGGUAAAGAUGAUGGCAAUGCCAGGAUUUUAUGUUCAAGAUAGGGUGCUAAAGUGCAGGGUUCUUUGCAGGCAUGGCUCUUUACCAUAAGUAUUCAUUCUGUAGAUCUAUUACUUUUAGCAGCAAUCUAGGGCGAUCAAUAUUGAUGUUCCAUUAUCAUAUUUCAAGCUUCUUCUCUUUUGUUCAAGUAUAGGCUUAAGAAAAAUGUAGCAAUUUGUAUCCAACUGUGAAUUGGAUCUCCUAAUCAAAGUUGAUUUAAGAUUGC